Molecule: messenger RNA, 1121 nt
Organism: Ictalurus punctatus (channel catfish)
Lineage: Eukaryota; Metazoa; Chordata; Actinopteri; Siluriformes; Ictaluridae
Product: ribonuclease inhibitor-like
Exons: 4
Coding region: 1-372 (123 amino acids)
Molecular function (GO): protein binding
Source: RefSeq, a predicted model, not a curated record
AUGCCUGCUGUUCAGAGGUUGUAUAAUUGUGGUGUCUCAGAUGAAGGCUGUGCUGCUCUGACUUCAGCUCUGAGAUCAAACCCCUCACACCUGAGAGAACUGAAUCUGUCUGAUGAUAAUGUAGGAGACUCAGGAGUGAAGAGUCUCCCUGCUGUACUAGAGAAUCCUCUCUGUAAACUGGAGAUACUGGGAUUGAGUGAUUGUGGUGUAUCAGAUGAAGGCUGUGCUGCUCUGACUUCAGCUCUGAGAUCAAACCCCUCACACCUGAGAGACCUGGAUUUGUCCUGUAAUAAUGUAGGAGACUCAGGAGUGAAGUGUCUCUCUGCUCUUAAAGAUGAUGAACAUUACAAACUACAGACACUGUGGGUGUGAUGAACAUCUGUGUGUGUGAUGAAGACUCUGGUGUUCCUGCAUUUCACUGUUGGGGAAUAGAGAACACAUUUAUAAACACAUCACUCAUUUAAUUAUAACACAUUAAACAGACUCAGAGAUGUGAGAAGUGUGUGUUCAUCAUGCACAGUGAAUCAGCCUGCACACGAUUCUACACUGAGUGUAUAACCUCUGAACCCUGGAUAAAAUUCCCUGAACCUCCUUCUCAUUAAAAAAAUAAAUAAAUAAAUAAAAAAUAAAAAAUUAAUAAUAAAAAAAAAAAAACACCUGCGGGAUUAUUAGGAACAGCAGGUGAAAAAGCACAUGACCUCGAGUUGAACCCAGCCAGUGGAAGAGAGAGCUAAAAUGGACAGGAACAGUUUCAAGACAUUGGUGGAAUUCUCACCUGACAGGAUUGGCAUCUGAGGAGUUUAUCUGAGGAGUUUAUCUGAGGAAGCCUCAAGGAGACUCACUAUAAUCACAUUUAUCACUUUGUCCUUUGGUUAAUUAAUGUAGCAGUGUUGUUGUACUAAAUAUAAAUACUCUUGGAAAGAUGCUUGUACAAUAUAAUUAAUGGACCUAACUAAGAACUAACUGUUGCAUUAUAUAGUUUUAAUAGUUUGUGAUUCUUCUGUGUUUGUGAUAAAUAUUUGUUUAAUAUUGUAAUAUGUUUUACUAUCUUUACACAUUCAUAGUAAAGAUGGAUACAUAAUUAAAAUUAUAUUGUAUUUAAGCACUUAAAAUGUAUUGCC